Bactrocera oleae (olive fruit fly) is the source of this 588-nucleotide messenger RNA. The record is from RefSeq and is a predicted model, not a curated record. NCBI's taxonomy places the organism in Eukaryota, Metazoa, Arthropoda, Insecta, Diptera, Tephritidae.
AAGAAUUUAGAACGCAAAAAUACUUUAAGGAAAAGUACUGGAUUUAAUAUAAAUUAAAAUAUUAGAAAAAAAGAAUUAUUGUAUAACAUAAAUUUUAAUUUUAAAUACGUUAGACUGCUAUAAGAUACGGAAGAGAUGACUAUUUUAACGAAACCAUCCAAUGAGAAAAAAGGGGAGAAGGUACCACUGCCAUUGGCUUUGGGUGGCCAUGACGAUGCAUCAUCAUUCCGAGGAGGGGCAGCACACGGAAACCUUUUGGGUGCCCACUAUCAGGGAGACAUAGAUGGCGAAUCUAUGGUCUUCAAUCGCCCACCCUCAUGCAUCAAAACUGUGUUGUUAUUUCUAAUUGCUGUCGUAGUCAUGAUGAUGGGCCUACUUGGUGGAUUUACUCUAUAUCGCGCUUAUGCACCCACUACUUCGAAUUUACAUUACCGUGCACUUUGCGAUAUUCCAUAUAUGCACACUGGUAAUAUAACUAUACCGCGUCUAUAUGAAGAACAUGAUGAGCUAGAUUGGCGUAACCUCUUUUCGCGUUUUACAAACUACAACGGGAAUAACGACUUGAGUGAUGAUUUCUUCCGUGAGGAA